Molecule: messenger RNA, 818 nt
Organism: Ectocarpus sp. CCAP 1310/34
Lineage: Eukaryota; Phaeophyceae; Ectocarpales; Ectocarpaceae
Source: the annotation of a GenBank genome assembly
AUGUCGAGCUCUCAGCUUCAAGCGUUGGCAAAGGUCCGUGGGAUGCUAGACUUUGUCCUCCACCCGUCUUCGCCUGACACGAGCGGUAUACCCGUCGGAGAUGAGAAGCUGCGGAAGGUGAUGGAGUGGGUCUCCAAGCGGGAAGAUCCCAUUGACGGCGAACUGCUGCCAGAUGCGUGCCAGACCGCAGAGGAGCUUCUGGCCAAGGGCCUGUUUAAGGACAAGUUCACCGCGGCUCUCCUCAACGGGAUUGAACCCGAAGAUGGGGGCGUGGGCACUCCGUUCGAGAGCGACGGCAACGGCGACUGCUUGUUGAAUUCUGUGGCGACAAUGGCGGUGAAGCUUCGACUCAGCGUUGUGCUGUACGGGCUGAAAUACAUGGAACUAUUCCUACUGGAGCAGGACGAACAUUUCGGGGCAUGGUACAACUACACGUCGGAUACGCGGGAAAGGCUGGCGAAGAACGGGUGGGAUGUAGCACCCGACCCCGACNUCCGGUUUCACCAUCAGUUUCAUAGCCGUUAUGUUUCUCAGCGUUGCCGAUCCGUGAAAUUUAUGUUUAUCGCCGUAAAUGCAUCCUCCUUGAUUCCCGUCCAGACCGCAGAGGAGCUUCUGGCCAAGGGCCUGUUUAAGGACAAGUUCACUGCGGCUCUCCUCAACGGGAUUGAACCCGAAGAUGGUGGCGUGGGCACUCCGUUCGAGAGCGACGGCAACGGCGACUGCUUGUUGAAUUCUGUGGCGGUAUUCUUGCCACAGACGGAGGUCGAGGGGUCAGAAGUGCUAUGAAGACAAUGGCGGUGAAGCUUCGACUCAGCGUU